This is a messenger RNA of Benincasa hispida (wax gourd), 2832 nucleotides long. It is a transcript of the gene BLH4, whose product is annotated as BEL1-like homeodomain 4. The record is from RefSeq and is a predicted model, not a curated record. Lineage: Eukaryota; Viridiplantae; Streptophyta; Magnoliopsida; Cucurbitales; Cucurbitaceae. Gene Ontology annotation, molecular function: DNA binding. Gene Ontology annotation, biological process: regulation of DNA-templated transcription.
GAUGUAAUAAGAAAGAGGAAGGCAAGGAAGAAGAACAGCGACCCUCUUUUUUGUGUCUGUUUUGUUAGAGAAAAGAGAGAGAGAGAUUUUCAGUGAGUUCUUCUUCUUCCUCAAUUCUUCCCCUAAUUUUAUUCUCUCUUUUUCUUUUCUUUUUUUUCUCUCAAUACCCAAAACAAAAAAGAAAAAGAAAAAAAAAAAACUCAUCUCUAUUACAACUUUGUCUCUUUUUCCUCUACACUCUUCCCAAUCCAGGUGGAAUUAUUAUUAAUAUUGUUAUGUGGAGUAUUUGGAUCCGAUGAAGAAGAAGAACAAUAAUUAUAUAAGAAGAAGAAUUAUUGUUAUUAUUAUGUGAUAUGGGACUCGCUAAAGGUCCAUUAAUUUUGUCCAAUAAGGCAACUAGUUGUGCCAAUUCUUCUAUGUCCCACGAUUAUCAUCAUCAUCAUCAUCAAGGAAUCUUCACCUUCUCUAAUGUCACCUUGGACAAAUCCAAUUCCUCCGCCAUCCCUCAACACAACCGCCCUGAUAAGCUCCGUCUCGACUCCUUCUCCGAUUCGAUUCCUCCACCAUCCGUCAUUGGAAUAGAUGAACACCACCACCAUCACCAGCACCAUCAACAACAACUUCAUCAUCAUGUCUAUGCUUCCACACCUAGUGGGGGGACCAUGUUAUCCGACAUGUUCAAUUUCCCUCCCACUCCCUCCCCCGGCGCGGCCACCGUUGAAUUCUCAGACAAUUUUCGAACUUUACACCCUCCCAACUCGGCCUCGGCUUCAUCCAUGCAACUUUUCUUGAUGAACCCUCCUCCACCACCACAACCACAACCACAACCCCGAUCCCCUUCGCCAACCUCUACCUCCUCCACUCUCCACAUGCUCCUCCCGAAUCCACCUGCGAACCCUCUUCAGGGUUUCGAAGGUGGGGUUAGUGUUGGAGAUCAAACGGCUUACGGACAAUUCGCUGUCGUUGAAAGUCAAGGUCUUUCACUCUCACUUCACUCUUCAUCCUUACAACACUUGGAGGACGCUGCUGCUGCCGCCGUCGCCGUCGCAAAAGCGGAUGAAUUAAGAAUUAGGGAUGGUGGGAUUUUGUAUAGUUAUAACAACAACAACAAUCAAGUCCAUGGUGGAGGAGGAGGGGAUGGAGGAAGUGGAUCAACAUCAUCAAUUUUGCAAUAUUCUUUUAGAAAUAAUGAGAAUUCUCCUCAUAGCUUUCAAGCUAAUUCACACAUAAUGAAUCCCAACCAUCAAGUUCAAAUUGGAUUUGGGUCAUCUUUAGGAGUUGUAAAUGUGUUGAGGAAUUCAAAAUAUGUCAAACCUGCACAAGAAUUGCUCGAGGAGUUUUGUAGUGUUGGCAAAGUUCAAUUGAAGAAAAACAAGUUCACUAUUAAGCUAAACCCCAACACCGAAACUGCCGCCACUGCCACCACCUCCACCGCCGCUCCCGGUGGCUCGACAUCAAAGGAUCAACCUACCUUAUCGGCUGCUGACAGAAUUGAGCAUCAACGGAGAAAGGUCAAACUAUUGUCCAUGCUUGAUGAGGUCGAACGUAGGUACAACCUAUAUCGAGAGCAAAUGCAAAUGGUAGUGAACUCGUUCGACCUAGUGAUGGGUUUCGGGGCGGCAGCACCCUACACGACGUUGACACAGAAGGCAAUGUCGAGGCACUUUCGAUGCUUGAAAGAUGCGAUAGCGGAGCAGCUAAAGCAGAGCUACGAGGCGUUGGGGGAGAAAGGAGGGAAUGGAGGAUCAGGAAUAACAAAAGGAGAGACACCAAGAUUGAAGCUUCUUGAACAAAGCCUUCGGCAACAAAGGGCUUUCCAUCAAAUGGGGAUGAUGGAACAAGAAGCUUGGAGGCCACAGCGUGGCCUCCCUGAAAGAUCAGUCAACAUUCUCAGAGCUUGGCUUUUCGAGCAUUUUCUUCACCCGUAUCCCAGCGACGCAGACAAGCUUCUGUUAGCUCGACAGACUGGUUUGUCCAGAAAUCAGGUCUCGAAUUGGUUCAUUAAUGCAAGAGUUCGGUUGUGGAAACCAAUGGUGGAAGAAAUGUACCAACUUGAAGGCAAAGUUGAUACAGAUCAAUCACAAGACGACACCCCACACAACAACAACAAUAGUAAUAAUAAAACCCAAAACAAUCCCAUAAAUGCACAAAAUCCAGCACCCACCACCACCGUCGACGAAGUAGCGGCGGACUUCACGGCGGCGCAUGAGUACUCAGAUCUUCAUAAUGUGUGGCGACAUGGAAGUAGUGAAGAUUAUGGGACCAUGUCUGAGGAUGUUACUGCGGCAGCUGACAUGAAUAAUCCUGGACCAACACUUAUAAGAUUUGGAACCGCAAAUACGGCCACCGGUGAUGUGUCCCUUACUUUAGGCCUCCGUCACGCCGGAAACACCUCCGCGCCUGCCGCUGCGGUGGAUAACCCUUCUUUCUCCAUAAGAGACUUUGGUCACUCUUGAGAAGGAAAUUUUAAACUUUUUCAGAUUAUAUAUGGAUAAUGAUCGUCAACAAAUUGAAAUUCCCCUUUUAAUUUUUGUUUUUAUUUUUGGCCCUUUUUCUUUUUUAUAGAAAAUUAAUUGAUGUAUCAUGGUUGAAUCUCAAUGUACGUAUGUAGCUGAAUUUGUGUAAUUAGGGCUUUGCAAUUUGUGGGGUUGAUUAAAUUAUUGUUAAUUGUAUAGUAGGUUUUUCUUAAUUAUCUUUUUUUCCCCAUUCACUCUCGUUUUCUAGGCUGGUAAGAUGUGAGUGUAAUAAUUUUGUGGAAUAUGAUUAUUUGAUAAUCAUUUUCUACGUACGUAAGAAAAAAUAAGAUAUUUAUGUGUAUUGUUUUGUGUAUUA